Messenger RNA from Mucor velutinosus, 1644 nucleotides. RefSeq lists its product as uncharacterized. Gene Ontology annotation, molecular function: sucrose:proton symporter activity. Lineage: Eukaryota; Fungi; Mucoromycota; Mucoromycetes; Mucorales; Mucoraceae. Gene Ontology annotation, cellular component: plasma membrane. The transcript has 3 exons. The coding region runs from base 1 to 1644 and encodes 547 amino acids. The record is from RefSeq and is a predicted model, not a curated record.
AUGCCUGAACCUAACACCAAGACCCCAUUGUUGGCUGGUAAAAAACCACCUGUUAGUAGACCCAAGGCUCACCGCAGAAGAUCCAGUUAUGAAGCAUCUACCUAUAAUAGUGCAGGCAGAUCUUUGAGUUACUCCAAGAAGGCGCAGGAAGAGGACACCAAUACGCCCGGAUUAAGCUUGUGGAAGAUAUUGACAUUGACUGUAUGUAUGGCAGGUGUGCAGUUUACAUGGACCGUCGAGCUAUCAUAUGGAACCCCUUAUCUCUUGUCGCUAGACCUAUCAAAAGAACUGACAGCUUUGGUUUGGUUAGCAGGCCCAUUAUCCGGUCUGUUGGUCCAGCCUUUGAUCGGUGCAUUUAGUGAUAAAUGUACCUCGAGUUUGGGAAAGAGAAGACCUUUCAUCAUCGUUGCUGGUCUGUUGACAUGUCUCUCCAUGAUCGGUGUUGCCUACGCUAGAGAAAUCGGAUACUGGUGUGCCAAAAUUGCACCAGAUCAGAGCAAUAUCGACAGAGCAGCUCAUACCAAUGCCAUUAUUGUCGCUGUCGCCUCCUUUUACUUUUUGGACUUUACGCUGAAUGCCGUACAAGCUAUUUGCCGUGCUUUGAUCUUGGAUAUACCGCCUCUUUGGCAGCAAGAUGUGGCAAAUGCGUGGAGUGCAAGAAUGAGCAACACAGCAAUGGUCAUUGGCUAUUUCGUUGGAUUCGUUGAUCUCGUAAAGUAUUUGCCCUGGUUGGGCGAUUCUCAAGUCAAGGUAUUUUGUCUGGUGUCCAUUGUGGUGUUUGUGAUGACACUGGCCAUUACCUGUUUUACCACACAGGAAAAGGUUGUCGAGAAGAAGGAGGACACAGAUCUCAACCAGCCUUGGUACAGUACCUUCUACUACAUUUGGAGAGCUUUCAGAUUCUUGCCAAAACCUAUCCAAACACUGUGCAAUACGCAAUUCUUUGCCUGGAUGGGUUGGUUCCCCUUCUUGUUCUACAGCACGCAAUGGGUCUCUGACAUCUACUUUGCCUCACACCCACCUACAACACCUGAUACACCACUUGAUUGGGCACAGGGUACUCGCGCAGGCUCAUUUGCCUUACUAUGCUACUCUGUCGUCUCGGUCAUUGCUGGACUGAUCAUUCCUGCUGUAGCCACAAAGUUCAACCAUGUCAAGCUAUUUUCCUUGCUCAACAUCUAUACCCUAUCUCACAUCACUGUCGCUGUUGCUUUGAUGUCGUCUCUGUUUGUAAAGACUGUAACUGCAGCUACCGUCGUUUUGGCCAUCAUGGGUAUUCCUUGGGCCAUUGUGCUCUGGAUCCCCUUCUCACUUGUGGGCGAAUUCGUCAGCUAUGAAGACGAAAAGAGACAGCAGUUGAUCACAUCCGCACCUUCCAGCAGCAAUCACGAAGAAGCAGAGCUUGUUCAGGACGAGUUUGAUGCCGGUAUGAUUUUGGGCGUGCACAACAUGUACAUUGUAUUCCCUCAAUUUGCAGUGGCCAUUGUGUCCUCCUUCAUUUUUGCAGCAGCCGAUGCAAUCAAGGAAGGCGAAGGCAAGAGCAUGUCCAGCGUCACACCCGUGCUUGUCUUUGGUGGUCUGAUGGCCUUUAUUGCUGCUGCCUUUAGUAGAUUUAUUGUACGAGUUACUACUUCUUCACCUUAA